Molecule: messenger RNA, 1499 nt
Organism: Neopelma chrysocephalum (saffron-crested tyrant-manakin)
Lineage: Eukaryota; Metazoa; Chordata; Aves; Passeriformes; Pipridae
Gene: MTERF2
Product: mitochondrial transcription termination factor 2
Exons: 2
Coding region: 230-1426 (398 amino acids)
Biological process (GO): regulation of DNA-templated transcription; termination of mitochondrial transcription
Cellular component (GO): mitochondrial matrix
Molecular function (GO): double-stranded DNA binding
Source: RefSeq, a predicted model, not a curated record
GAGCGGGCGGGAUGCAGCGGGAGAGGCCGCGCGGCUCCGAGGCCCCCCCUGGGCGCGGGGCCUCCUUGUCGGCCCCGGGAGGCUCCAGCAGGAGCGGGAUAACCGGCUACGGUAACGGGGACGGUCGGCGGCCUGCCGGCCUUCCAGCCUCUGCGCCCGUGCUGGUUACAGGAAAGCAUUCGCCUCCUGCCGCUCCGCCCCCAAGCGGAGUCCAAAGGGGCUGACUUCCAUGAUGUUAAGAGGAGUCACUCACGCUGCAAAAGACACAUUCGCUCUUCUGUCGACAAGAUCUCAGCGCUGCAACCCAGGAUUGAUAUUUUCAUCAGUAUGGCCUGAAGUAGCAAGCAGGAGCUUCCUAAUACAUUCCAGUUACACAACCGAUACAAAGUCAAGAGAGGAAAAUAAAAAAACCAUUGAGAGUCUCUACAGUUUGUCAGUUGACAUUAAGAAGAUACGCAGACUGAAGGAAUGGGUCCUUCUCCAGGAUGUGGCCUAUGUUAAAGAAAUUGCUGGUAUCUUACAAGAAAUGGGAGCAGAUGAAACCGCUGUAGCCAACAUUUUAGAACGCUGCCCAGAGGCAAUUCUCCGCACCCCUGAAGAGAUAAACUCUCAAAGAGCUCUGUGGCAAUUAGUAUGCCAGAAUGAAAAACAGCUGAUUAAAUUAAUAGAGCAAUUUCCAGAGUCUUUUUUUACUACCAAAUAUCACCAGAAUCAGAAAGCAAACAUAACAUUUUUUCAAGAGCUAGGACUUAAGAAUAAUAUAAUCACCAGGUUCUUGACAAGCGCACCCAAUAUUUUUUAUAAUCCUGUUGAGAGAAACAAAAAUGUGAUAGAGACAUUACAAAGAAGUUAUUUAAAUUUAGGAGGUUCUGAAGCAAAUAUGAAGAUCUGGAUACUGAAACUAUUGAGCCAAAAUCCAUUUAUUUUAUUAAAUACCUCCACCACAAUCCAGGAGAACUUGGAAUUUCUCCAGAAGAAUGACUUCACUGACCAUGAAGUUCUACAGCUGCUGUCUAAACUUAAAGGCUUCAUUUUUCAACUUAAUUCUACUACUAUGCAGAAGAGUAUGCUUUUUUCCAAAAAUGUCUUUAAUUGCAGUGAUCAAGAACUAAAAGAACUAGUGCUGAAAUGCCCAGCCCUCCUCUACUAUUCUGUUCCAGUUUUGGAAGAAAGACUUGAAGGACUACUGAAGGAAGGAAUUUCUGUAGCACAGAUUAGAGAGACACCAAUGGUGCUGGAGUUGACAACACAAAUUGUUCAGUACCGAAUUAAAAAGCUCUCUGCACUAGGAUAUGAUGUAAAGAGUGGAAAUCUAGAAAGCUUGAAUGGUACCAAGAAAGAUUUUGAAGUCACUUAUGGUAAGAUACAAUCAAAGAAGGAAAGACCAAUUUUUAAUCCUGUUGCCCCUAUACACAUUGAAGAUUAAUUUGAAUGCUGUACUUCAAGUUAUGCAAAAUAAAAGUUGGUUUUUUGAGAUGAAACAAAAGUAAUCUUAACCA